Eurytemora carolleeae is the source of this 3116-nucleotide messenger RNA. RefSeq lists its product as uncharacterized. Bases 68 to 2965 code for a protein of 965 amino acids. The transcript is spliced from 13 exons. The record is from RefSeq and is a predicted model, not a curated record. Gene Ontology annotation, biological process: nervous system process; regulation of membrane potential; signal transduction. Gene Ontology annotation, molecular function: transmembrane signaling receptor activity; protein binding; neurotransmitter receptor activity. NCBI's taxonomy places the organism in Eukaryota, Metazoa, Arthropoda, Copepoda, Calanoida, Temoridae. Gene Ontology annotation, cellular component: neuron projection; synapse; membrane.
UAUCAGUUCUUCAGUCUAUCAUGUUCUUGGUUCUGAUAUAAGUUAGUUGGGUUACAAUCUAUGGUAGAUGUGGGUUCUCGGGCAGGCUGGGAGCGUGGGAUUGACUGCCAUUUCAUGUGUCUGUGUGGCGCGGACAAUUUCUACGCUUUGGCUGGGAAUCUUCGCCAGUUUGAUUGCAAGAAGUGAGGGUCAAUUAGGAAUAUAUGAACUUGAAACUAAUCCUGAUGCGGCUACAGGAGUAUACGUUAUCAAACUACAGGAGGAUGGAUAUGCCAGGGCGGAUACAUCUGCUCGGUACAACGGAACUAUUCUUCAACCUAUUCUCAGUUACACAUUUUGUCAUAGGGUCCAGCUGUACUAUACCCGGCCUAGGAUGUACAUAACUACGUAUGCGUACAGCAACGAAGAAACUGACGAACUUUUUUCAGAAUUUCAUCUCGGAAGAAAUGCGUUCAGGGUUUGCAAGACAGGAACCAAGUACUGCAGCUGGCACUAUGAGCUACCCCCUUUUAAUGUAUGGAGAUAUUUCUGUAUAACCUAUGACGGAUAUAGAGAUCAGUACAAGCUCUUCGUAGACGGAGAGAAGGUUGAUAGUGGAGCAUUCGCAGGAGAUAAAUCUGCAGAACCAAUCCGUCCUGGUGGAGUAUUUAUUAUAGGUCAGGACCAGGAUGAGCUUGAUGGAGGAUAUGAUCUUCGUCAGUCCUGGUCCGGAGCUGUAACACAGUAUAAUCUCUGGGACUUUGUGAUAGAGGAAUACGACAUUAAAAACCUAGCAGAGUGUAGAGCUGACGUAUUUGGAAAUAUUGUCCGUUGGUCUGAAGAGUAUUGGGAGGAAAGGAACCUUGAUGUUGAAUAUGUUCAGACCUUUACUCUGUGCAGUGGUAAGGAGGAGGGACCAAGUUAUUUUCUUUUUCCCGAGGAUUACAAUUUCUUCUUCUUCACUUCGUUUUGUCGGAAUUUAGGAGGAGAAAUACCAGUACCCAACAGUGGUGACGAGUACCAGAGCACAAUGGAUAAGCUGGAGGGUAUUGUAAGAUCUGAUGUACAUGAGAAAUGUAUCAGUGCAUCUGGAAGUUUGACUGUCUGGGUUGGUGCCACUGAUACAUGGGAGGAGGGGGUAUGGUCCAAUCCAAUAUCUAGAGAACCCCUUGCAUUUCCUGGAUUAUGGGGGGAUGGACAACCCAAUGGGGGAGAUCUUGUGAAUUGUGCAACCACAACUGGAGAUAGGAAAUGGGAAACACAGGAGUGCAGUUCUAAGUCCUGCUCAGCCUGCAAAUUUGAUAUGAGGAUAAAUCUUACAAUGAGAGGAUUCUGUUUAUCUGAAACUAAACUCAUGGAAGGAUUUUUUGAUUCUGAAUAUUUUAUUGAAGGAUUUAUCAAUGAAAAGGCUCAUUGGAGGGGACCAGGCAAAAGUCACAUCUACUAUAUUAAGAGUGAUAAGACCUGGAGACUUGAGAGCUUGUAUGAUGUGGAAAGGUAUGCAGAGUUGACAUCUGACGAUUCUAUACCAACCGCCUUUUACCCUAUUGGAAGGAAGGAGUGGAAGGUGAGUUCUGGAAUCUGCUUAAAAGAAAAUCAGGAGAAGCAUAUGAUGACACUGACAAAUUGCAAGGGCAGUGAAGAGUUUACUUGUGAUGACGGGUCUUGUGUUACCAUUGGUCAGAGAUGUAACCUAAUCACUGACUGCACUGAUGCCAGCGAUGAAAAGAAUUGUGACAUCCUUAAGAUAGAAGAUGAUUACAGAAAAGAGAUGUUUCCAAGAACUUCAAAUGGAGACCCACUCCAAAUUUAUAUAAAAAUCUCAGUUUUAGCCCUCCCCAAAGUUGACACGCUGGAUUUAAGUUUUACAGCAGAUUUUGAUCUAACCAUGAGCUGGGUGGAUCCACGUCUCAACUUUUAUGAUCUCCAGGAAGCUUCAGAUCUAAAUUCACUCUCAGACAGUUUAAAGUCUAGAAUUUGGUCACCUUCACUAAGCUUUACAACUGCCAAGAUCAUUGGAGGAACAGUUGUAGACGCAUCAGUUUCAACCUUUGUGGAAAGAAGCGGAAGCCCUGCUCCUGAUAACACAUUAAAUGCUAUAGAAGCAAACAUAUAUGAAGGAAAAGAUAGUAGGAUAAGUAUGACCCGUGAGUAUUUUAUUGACUGGGCCUGUGACUAUGAUCUUGUCUACUAUCCAUUCGACACUCAGGUUUGCAAGAUGGUGUUUGAUAUGAGUGGAGGUACUAAAGACUAUUUAACAUUAGUCGUUGAUGAAGGUGUGGAAUAUCUUGGAAAAGAAUACUUGUUAGAGUACAAGGUUGGAGGCAUGCUGAUGAAAGUUUUAAACAAAACUGAAUCCAAAUUUGCAUCAAUGAAGGUUUCCCUGAUUCUAACCCGACUGUGGUUUUACCAUGCAAUAUCUGUUUUCCUGCAGUCUAUUCUACUCCUUAUUGUUGCCUACAUGACAUUCUACUACAGAGUGGAUAACUUUCAAGACAGAGUAAUGGUGUCUAUAACAUGUAUGCUGGUCAUAGCUAAUGUUCAGACAAGUAUAAAUGAAAUGGUGCCGAAGACAUCCUACUUAAAAAUGAUAGAUUAUUUUCUAAUUUACUCAUUUAACAUCAUAAUUGUAGUUAUGGCCUACCAUACCUAUCAAUGCGCUCAUGUUGAAGAACUAUUCUCUCCAAACAAGAAUGACAAAGCAAUGGCGAAAAUGAAAAAGCUGGGUGCAGGAGGGAGGAGAAAAAAAGACAACCCACAGUUAAAGAAACAGCAGGUGAACAGCUUCUUUAUUCAGGGUGGAGACCCUGUGGAUAAACUCUCAGAUGCCAGGAGAAUUAAUAAACAGGGACAAAUCAUAUUUGUUAUCAUGUUUGUCCUGUUCCAGCUAGUCUUCUGGAGUGUGGGACUAGCACAGGACUUCUCAGAGAAAGAUGUUGUAAAGCUCACUCAAAAGGCUGAGUAUUAUGAGAGCAUGAUGCACUAGCUGCAUUAUAUAUUCAUAGCGGUGUUUAGGAUGCUUAAAUCCAGAGAUCCAGCACUGAACUUGUAGCACUAGCAUGUAAGGACUUAUGAAGUAUGACGAUCAACUAAUAAUAUGUAAUUAUCAGUAAUAAAUAUAUCUCUGCAAUCCAAUA